Cryptococcus wingfieldii CBS 7118 is the source of this 1179-nucleotide messenger RNA. RefSeq lists its product as hypothetical. The record is from RefSeq and is a predicted model, not a curated record. The coding region runs from base 1 to 1179 and encodes 392 amino acids. The transcript is spliced from 5 exons. NCBI's taxonomy places the organism in Eukaryota, Fungi, Basidiomycota, Tremellomycetes, Tremellales, Cryptococcaceae.
AUGGUAUCCAAUGUCUCGCGUACGAGUCAGCAAGUCAACUACCACAAUGAUCCAGAUAUAUCGACGGACCUUGUGAUGUUCUCUUCGACAUUAGCGUCAGGCUCAAGGUUGAGGGACGAUGUCUCAGGACAAGCCUUUGUUGGAUCAGGCAACACCAGCAAUAUACAGCUCUCCACAGGGGAAGAAGCACCACCUGCGGAUUGGGCGCCACUGCAAGCUUCGACAGCGCUUUCUUCACAGAUAUUUCCCUCUGGCACGCCCCUUCAGGAUAUCAACCAACCGCCACAAUUGGUAUCUGAACGAGAGACUGAGGAUCAGGAUGAUAGAUGUGUCAUUGACGGAGAGGUCCAAGAAGACAAGUCCACGCCCGCCAGAUCUCACACUGUUGGUGGUACGCCGCAAAGGAGGUUGAAUCCCCCAGAGUCGCAAGGAUCAGACGCUUCUGGAGAUGGUGCUGAGGAGUGGGAGGAUAACGAUGACGAAGACGACGCAGACGACGUGAGCUCUACCGGAACAGAAUACUCUCGUGAUUCAAAUAUUAUGAAUGAGCCCGGCUGGCGACGCCAUUUCAACUUUCCCAGGCGCUCGCGAGAGUUGAAAGCGAGAACGGUUCUAUUCCGCCAGGAAAUACAAGCGCUGCGUGCCGAAGCCAAAGCUGGGUUUAGAUUGUAUGCCUCCCGUCGAUUCAGAGGCUCUGAGCAGGCCUCUCGGCUGAUUGAAAGAGCUCGCGACGGGAAGCUACUAGACCCUCGCAUUAGCAAGUGUAUACUGCUGUGGGCAGCGGAGAACGGAAAGACAACAACAAUACCUGGCAAGAGGAUCAAACCGUCCAUCACUAUCGAUCAGGUGGUCAAGCUUGCGGAGACAAUGCUUUCGUGUGUGGCAGAUCAGCGAUACGACGAGCGCCUGAUGGCCCAGUCCGCCUCUCACGAUGCCAGCCUGCGAGCUCUCAACCGCCAAAAUAAGAAGAGAACAGAGAGAAUCCGUGAGAAGGAGCAGGCAGUAACGACACGUGAGAGCGAACUAGAGCAGAGGAGGGGAGAACAGGAGGCAGAGCUUGCCCGCAGGAAGGAAGAACAGGAGGCAGAGUUUGCCCGGAAGGAAGCGCAAGAGGCCGAGCACCGCUCAAGGAUGAGGGAGUUGGAGGAGCGGGAAAGAAGACUCCAAGAGCUAGUCUAG